CUCCCUUUGAACCAGUGGAAUUGCAGGUUUGUUACAGCCUGCAACGUUGCCAUUAGCAACGGCAACUGCCCUCUACAAGUCCCAAAAUGUUGCACAGAUCGUUUAUACCUGAUAUCGGCGUUUAAUGAGAAUUUAUUCGCGCUCACAUCGACUUCCUUCGUGUCUUUUUUAAAGAUGGUUUUCGGUCGUUGAGGAAGCCUGCGUGCCAGUACCAGUUAGCUCCGAUUGCUAAAGCUAGCACGUUGAGCUAAUCCCAUUGCUUUAGAUAAUCCCAGUCUCAGAUAGCAUCGUUAUCGUCUUGGAAUUGGGUUGAACGUUUUUCUGACAAAGUGUUAAUUGUAACGGGCGGCUAUGGGCCAAGAGUAAUGUCUGAAUAACCUGCUUGGAAUAUUUGCAGAUUUUUUUUCCUACUUAAGUUGAAACAGUAGAAAGAAGAUGGAUCUUCGCCUCAAUAGAGUUGAUUACAUUCAGGUUGGCGUGACAUCUCAGAAAACUAUGAGGCUUCUUCCUCCACUGGGAAAAAAGGCAACCCAAAAGGUUGCUAUUGCUGAUCAUGAUGGAAUACUCACAUGUUUUGGCAUCAAGAAGGGGGAAGCAGUGCCUGUCUUUAAAACACUUCCUGGCCAGAAGAUAGCCCGAAUGGACCUUGGAGGUGCUGCGGGAACUCCCCAGGAAAAGAUCUUUGUCUGCUCUGGUUCUCAGGUCCGAGGAUUCACCAAGAAAGGCAAACAGUUCCUCACUUUUGAAGCCAACCUAACUGAGAGCAUUAAUGCAAUGCAUGUCUCAGGCGCCGACCUUUUUGUGUGCGCAAGUUACAUCUACAACCACUACUGUGACUGCAAAGAUCAGGACUACUACCUCUCUGGAGACAAGAUCAAUGACAUCACAUGUUUGUCCACUGAAAACCUCACUCACCUCGUCCCCGUCCUGGCAUGCCAAGAUCGAGUGCUCAGAGUCUUGCAGAGAUCUGAACUUGCAUAUGACAUAGAAGUUCCUGGACCUCCUUCUGUGUUGGAACUGUGUAAAGAUCAAGGAGAGGAAAUUCUCUUUGGAACCACAGAUGGAAAAAUAGGAUUGGUUGAGAUUGGUGAACUUUCAGCUGCGACCAAAUGGGAAAUUGACAAUGACAAAAAGAAAGGAGGAAUUCUUUGCAUUGACAACUAUGAUAUUAUUGGUGACGGAGUGAAUGAUAUCCUGGUGGGGAGGGAUGAUGGGACGGUUGAGGUCUACGGCUUUGACAGCUCUAAUAAACCGACAUUGCGCUUUGAGCACGUAUUGUCAGAGAGUGUGACCUCCAUCCAGGGUGGUUGUGUAGGGAAGGAGUCUUAUGAUGAGGUCUUGACUGCCACCUACACAGGAUGGGUGACUGGUUUGACCACUGAGCCUCAGAAGGCCGAGGCUGGCCCCGGAGAUGAGGUCAGGAUGAGCAAGGAGACACAGUCUAAAGUAGAAGCACUCAGGGCAGAGCUGGAGCAGCUGCAGGUCAAAGUCCUGCAGGGACGUGAGCAGUACCAGCAGACCUCUCAAUCAAGCACGGCUGUCUCUGCUGUCCCCGUCUUCAGCAUCAAUGACAAGUUUACACUCUGCCAAGACGAUGCCAGCUACAGCCUCACCCUGGAGGUGCAGACUGCCAUCGACAACCUGCUGUUGCAGAGUGAUGUCCCCAUUGACCUCCUGGAUGUGGAUAAGAACUCAGCUGUCGUCAGUUUCAGUGAAUGUGACUCAGAGCAGCCCAAUGGGAACUUCCUCCUGGCCACAUACCGAUGUCAGGCCAACACUACCAGAAUUGAGCUCAAAGUGAGGUCCAUUGAGGGACAGUAUGGAACCCUGCAGGCGUAUAUUACCCCAAGACUGCAACCUAAGACAUGUCAGGUACGCCAGUACCAGAUCAAACCUCUGUCCCUCCACCAGCGGACUCACAGCAUAGACCAAGAGAGGCCAAUGAACAGGCUCAGUCUGGUUGGGCAGUUCAGUUUUGCAGAGAUCCACUCCUGGGUGGUUUUCUGUUUGCCGGAGGUACCUGAGAAAACACCCGCAGGAGAGAGCAUCACAUUUUAUUUCCACAACACCUUCCUUGGCACACAGCUUGAAGCCACCUACUGCAAAGGGGAGGGUCACUUUAAGUCUGACAACAUCUCUACGAUCUCCAUACUGAGUGAUGUUCUGUCUAAAGAAGCUACCAAAAAGAAAAUCAAUCUCAACAUUUCGUACGAAAUCAGUGAUGACUCUGUGAGCCACACCCUUAACAUGAUCCAUCCAAAGCUGGAGUACCAGCUGUUGUUGGCUAGAAAAGUUCAGCUCAUCGAUGCCCUUAAAGAGCUUCAGGUUCAUGAGGGGAAUGCUGAUUUCCUCAUUCCAGAAUAUCGCAACAUCUUGGAUGAAUCCGCUAAUCUCCUUGAGGAGUACAAGAAACAGCCUGCACACCUUGAAAGGCUUUACGGAAUGAUCACAGACCUCUUCAUCGACAAAUUCAAGUUCAAGGGCCAGAAUGUGAAAACCAAGGUGUCCUCAUUGCUGGAGAUACUUGAUAACUAUGACUUGAAUUCUCUGUUAGAUUUUUUUAAUGAGGCCUAAGUUUUUAAUAGGUCAGAAGGUAUUCAUUUAGUUGUCUUUGAAUGUUUGUGCUAUUUUUGUAUUCUAAUGAAACACUUGUUUCAUGGUAGUAUCUCUGUGUUUCUGUAAUGUUAUUAAAUAUAUUUAGUUACUUUUUGUCAUAGCUACUGAGCACAAUAUUUAAAUAUUUAUGUAUUUUAAAGUAUCUGGAAAUAACUAUAAAAAAAGUUACCUGUAUGAAUAGCUGGCAUUUGAAGUGACCAAAUAUAAGGUUGUUAAAGAAAUAUGUAAUGUAUAUUUUUAUGUUAUGGUUUUCAUAUGAGUGAUGUUCAUCUCUUCAAAUAAAAAUGAGAUGAUGUAAAGUUCAUUAUUCACUGGACUAAUGCUACUACAAAAACCUACUUGUGUAGAAGAAGAAAUGCAUAAUACAGUGAAUUUUAACAAAGA
Haplochromis burtoni (Burton's mouthbrooder) is the source of this 3000-nucleotide messenger RNA. RefSeq names its product Bardet-Biedl syndrome 7 (gene bbs7). The transcript has 19 exons. Gene Ontology annotation, molecular function: protein binding. Lineage: Eukaryota; Metazoa; Chordata; Actinopteri; Cichliformes; Cichlidae. Gene Ontology annotation, cellular component: BBSome; membrane; ciliary basal body. Bases 436 to 2574 code for a protein of 712 amino acids. The record is from RefSeq and is a predicted model, not a curated record. Gene Ontology annotation, biological process: non-motile cilium assembly; intracellular transport; intracellular protein localization.